This is a messenger RNA of Neolamprologus brichardi, 1345 nucleotides long. Its product is annotated as microfibril-associated glycoprotein 4-like. Lineage: Eukaryota; Metazoa; Chordata; Actinopteri; Cichliformes; Cichlidae. Gene Ontology annotation, biological process: platelet aggregation; blood coagulation; positive regulation of heterotypic cell-cell adhesion. Gene Ontology annotation, molecular function: protein-macromolecule adaptor activity; extracellular matrix structural constituent. The record is from RefSeq and is a predicted model, not a curated record. Gene Ontology annotation, cellular component: fibrinogen complex.
UGGAAACACAUUAGGUUCAGCACUUAACUGGACAUCUGCAGUGGCUUCUCUUUGGUAACCACUUCAAGCUGGUAAAAGAAUGAUGAUCAGACUUGUGUUUGCAGUGCUGCUGCCUGCAGCAGCUUAUCAAUCCCCUCUGCCCGCAGACUGUAGUGACAUCUACAGAGGUGGUGCAGGCGUGGAUGGAGUGUACACCAUCUAUCCAGCCGGCUCCACCUCUCCUGUGCAGGUUUACUGUGACAUGAGCAAAGACGACAUCGACAACUCAGCAGAAAAAUGGACGGUGAUUCAGAGGAGACAAGAUGGCACAGUGAACUUCUUCAAGAAGUGGGAGCACUACAAAACCGGAUUUGGGAGUGCUGCUGGAGAGUACUGGCUGGGCCUGGAGACAAUGCAUCUGCUAACCCAACGCAAGAACUAUGAGCUGAAGGUCGACAUGGAAGAUUUUGAAGGCCAGAAGGUCUUUGCCCAUUACUCCUCCUUCUCUGUUGGUCCAGAGUCAGAUGGAUAUAAGUUAAACCUGGGAAGUUUCAUCAAAGGGGCAGCAGGAGACUCUCUAAGUAUUCACAAUGGAAUGAAAUUCACUACCAUUGACAAUGAUCAAGAUACACAUCCUUCGAACUGUGCCAUAGUGUGCUAUGGAGGAUUCUGGUACAGCGCGUGCUAUGCUGCCAACCCCAAUGCCAUCUACAUGUGGGGACCUUCAACCCCUUUAACUGGCGUGCACUGGAGAACUUUUAAAGGGCUUGAAUACUCCCUAAAAACCAUGGUAAUGAAAAUUAGACCAGCUGCUACAUAAAAACCAACCAAAACACAACAACCUGGAGAACUAGCAAUGUGACUAGAUUUGAAAUAUUUUACAAUUUUGUAAAAUUGUGAAACUUUUGUAUUUAUUAACAUAGUCCCUGUAUCCACAUUAGUUUAUGAUAUUUUCAAGAACAUUAGGACUAUUUCUUCAUAUCUUACUUACUUUAGUACAUAUGCUUGUUAUGAUAUGAAGCAAAAAUGUUCAAUGUCUAACCAACCAUGAUAGAGAAUCCUUUGAAAAAUCUCUCCUAUGCAUUGAGUCCAAAUGUUAUUUACUUUGCAAGUUUAAAGACCCUCACUUCUAAUAAAAUUAUGGACAGAUAAGAAAUCUCUCCAUAAAGUUUUCCAAACAGAAAAAUAAACAAACAAAAUAACAACGGAAAUAUUUUUUUGACCAAAAGGCGCUGAAAACACUGGAUGACAUGUUUCUUCAUGACCACCUAUUUCGAUUCAGCGCACCACCAGAGAUACGGACAAAAAGCACAACAUUAUGUAUUCAUACGCAACAAAAAACAGUCCCAGGCUCUAAAUUAAGUCU